ACACACUUCAUCUUCCGGAUUGCUUCCUGUUUUGGUUAAACAAACGUUGGAAGACUGUAAUAGUAAGACAAUGUACAGGUGAUUGUACAUAGAGUCCUUUUAUGUGUUCUAUUCAUCCACUAAGGCAUUAUUGGUCAAAUCAAUUUGACUGUUCCGUGAUUCUCCUCACGUGUCAGCAUGGACAACCGUUGUUUUUGUUGUACUUCAAAAUUUAGUAUCUUCAAGAAGGAGCUGGGUUGUAAGAACUGUGGCCGGGCUUUCUGCUCCAGCUGUUUGACUUUCAGUGCUGUGGUGCCUCGCUGUGGCAACACCCAGCAGAAGGUCUGCAAACAGUGCCAUGGUAAUCUGACAAGCGGGUCCACUUCAAACAAUGCUGGGAAAUGGUCUCCUCCUGAAAAUUACAAAAAGCGAGUAGCUGCACUUGAGGCCAAACAGCAGGGACAGCCCACACAGCCUCUUGCACAAAAAGGCAAUAGAAACGGAAGAGAAGGGCUUAUGCCAACCAGAGGCCUGAGCAAAGAAGAUCAGGCUAUUGCUGAAAGACUACAAAAGCUGAAAGAAGACACUAAGCCAAAGUCUCUCCCCUCUGACAAGGAGCUUGAGUCUCGCCUUGCUGCUUUGAAAACACCCAGCCAGCCAGUGCCUACUCUAGGAGAGAUGGAGGACCGCCUGGCAGCUCUACGCGGUCAGCCCCCACCAUCUCAAGCUCCUCCUGCAGUGCACAAGCCUCCAGAUAACAGGACUCAGACCGAGCAAACCAAUGAUCUGAUUACUCAGAUGACAGAGGAAGUGGCCAUUGACAACCAGCAAUCAAAUCCUGAAGGCAGUGUUGAUGACCAAAUGAAUGAUCUUAACAAAGGGGAGGGGGGAACGUUGACUGAGAAUUUGGAGGGGGAUGAAGACCAAGUCAAGCAGCUCGAGGCGGAGAAGUCCCGUCUGCUGGAGGAGGCUAUGGAGGAGUUGAGGACGGAACACCAUUCCCAGGAUCAGAUCCUCGACAUGGCUAAGAGGCUGGCGCAGCUGAAGGGGCAAGACCCCGACAAAGUUACUAAAGAGGACUUUCAGCGUCCUGACAGCGAGGAGGAGACUGAGGAAGAGGCUGUGAAGAGAGUCUUAAAACAGCUCUCUGAGGAGGCUGCAUUGGAUGAGGCCAGUGGCUACAACAUACCUUUAGAACACAGUGGACCUAAGAACACAGAGAAGAAGAGAACCUCUAAAAAGAAAACCCAUGCUCCAGCACCUAAGAGUCAUGUUUCACCGGCUGCCGUUGCAUAUUCGCCAUCAGAGAGUGACGAUGAAGAGCUUCCCUGGUGCUGCAUCUGUAACAAAGACGCCACCCUUCGCUGUCACACCUGUGAUGGAGAUCUGUUCUGCAACCGCUGCUUCAGGGAGGGCCAUGAUAAAUAUGACAGGAUGGAGCAUCACACCACCAACUACACUGCACCAAAAAAGAAGAAGAAGACAUGAUAGACUGUGCUAAAGGUGUUUGCCUUAUCAAGCUCUGGUCAGGUAGAACUCUUAGAACUGUGCUUUAGACUUAAGUGACCUGUAAGUGAUUAAAUGCUACCUAUCAUCAGAAGCAGACCUGAAGCUGUCCCUGCUUGUCUCAUCAAAUCAUGCCAAAGUAGCUAUCAACAUGCAUUACUGUAGUCCACAGGGAGAUAAAAAAAAACAGCUUUUCUAAAUUACUAACAGAUAAAAAACAGCAAGUUACAUCUAUGGCAUACAAAACAAACACUAGAAGUAACCUUUGACUUAAAUAUAUAUGUGAAAUAUGAAAAACAUACCUGUAGCUGCUAUUUUUCUGUGAUAUUAAAAAGACCCACAGAAGCUGCUACACAUUGUUAGUAUUCAACAAACUGCAGACUGAAAGUACGAAGUUUUUUUUAUGUCACUUGUCCUACUUACCAGAGGCAACAAAGGCUCAUCUCAGACGCACGUUGCACUUGUCACCAUUUGAAUUUAAAAAAAAAUUUUGACAACGCAAACUGAAAGCAGACACAUCACGUUCUCAUCUGGGAUGAUGUACGAUCCCAGACGACUGUCAGCUCUGCACUGAAGGAGCACAGAGGAGUCUGUAUAAAAGGAUUACUGAGGGCUUUGUUUUCUUUUGGCAGCCUCUGCAGUCACUCUUGUAAUCUAUGUUUGGCUGUGAGUCUGACAUGAGUAUUGCCUUUCUUGUCCUUGUGUGUAAUUUCAUUAUAAAGGAUGCAGAAGUGUUAGGUGCUGUGUCACGUCUCUGAGGGAUCAAUGCGUUUCUUUUUCAGUUAUAUUUUUAAAACUGAAGCCUUUUUUUGCCUCUGCGUGGGCGACAGCCGUGGCUGCAAAUGUUAGGUUUUAGAGUCCUCAGUCUUUUUUUAUACAUUUUUGUGAACCUCAGGAAUGCCUGGAGAGAUUCGACACAAACUUCCACUUGAACUUUAAGAUGAACCGACUCAAAGGUCAAAGUUCAUUGUGACCUGCUUUGACUAUAGCACAGGAGGUCCUUUGCUUAUUUAACAAGCAUAUACACAAUUAAUUGUAAGUCAAAGCUUAGGCACCAGUUUAGCUCAAUGGGUAGAAAAGGUACCCCAAACAGAAGCUGCAGUCACUGAUGUAUUGGCUGCAGGUUAAACUCCCAGCCUCAACCCACUGUCUGAUCUUGCCUUCUCCCACACACUCUUCUCCCCUUAUUUCCUGUCUUUCUAAAAGAUUUAAAACAAAAUCACAACUAAAAAAGUUCACCUUCUCGGUGGCAGCACAUUGUUCUGGAAUCAAACUUCCCCGACCUUCUCUCCUUGAUAAAUCUUGUAGAAGUGAUUCCUCUGAAACACCUUAACACCUGAGUGACACCUGUGAAACACCAGAAGCCCUUUAAAUGUGGCACAAACUUGGCAUUCACUUGGACUUGAGGAUGCAUGUUCUCAUAAAUAAGACAUCUCAUCAAACCCAAGAGAAAUUUUGAUUGCAUUUGAUUUCCCUUUAUUUUAUUUUGGCCUCAUGAGAGACAGUAGGUAAUCCAUCAGUGUAUCCCUCCUCGCUCAACCCCUUGUGUACCAGUUUGUUCUUCUGUCACAAGAGGUGUUUGACAAUCAUUGCUCUGCAUAAACACAAAGAAACAGAACGUGACUUCUCUGACAUUAUGCUGUAAAUGAGCUUUCCUGCUAAAUCUAGACCCUAUUUGUGCCUUUUUUUAAAAAUGUUUUCAGGGUUAUGUUUUGUGUUUGGUUAUGUCUUUAUGUUUUCUGCCUCGGUCAUAGUUACAGCAGUUUGCUUGAUUGAUUGAUCAGUUAAUAUCUUUAUCCACAACGUGUUAAUAAAAAGAUAAAUAGCUUAAGAAGAAAAACAAAUAUAAUGUACUGAGUAAACCUAAACUCUAUCAACAGUUCUAGUCAGGACUAAGCAAACAAAACGUGCUUAAAAAGGCGUAGGAUGAAGUUUAUACUUAUUUUUUCCUACGUCUAUUAAUAACCAUAAUCCAGUUGGGAAAUACUGAUGGAUAUAAACUGCUUCUUCACUCCGCUAGCAGAGUCAUACAUGGAAGUGAUGAUAUAAGUUUCUGAUCACUCAUGUCAUCACUCGACAAACACAGUCCAUUGCUGGCAGCCAUUAUCAGAAGUGAAGUCUUAGAGUAUGGACGGCCUCUGUGUCAUAGCAGCAGUAUCAUAAUGGAGGCAAAAUGAGUAGAGGACUAUAAUGGAGCCCUUAGCUGAGAGACCCUGUGUAUGACAGAGAGAAGGCUGGAGUGCUGUUUCAUCAGCAUGCAUUACUGUCAAACUAAAGGAGGAGAAACCGUAAUUACACUCUCCUCUGGGGGGGCUUUGCUCCAUUAAGGUUUGCAUGGAGGCUGUUACCGUGUUUGCCUUUUCUGGCCAUGUCAGACACACACCACAGAGAGGAAAUGGAUGGGGGUAAUGGAUGCAUGCUUAAUGGACCCUUCCUGCUGUUGAUUUCACUGUGUUUACUCCUAGAGCUGACAUGUCAACAUCUCCUUUGUUUCCAUCAGUCUGCUGAAAAAUUCACACCAGAAUACAAAAGCUUGUUCUGGGAAAGAUCCUCUGAGAGCCACUAUGCCACUAUAAAGUCCUGCAGUUGUCUCUGCGCAGUAGGACAUUAUUCUACUUUAAAGGCAAUAAGUGUUUAAAAGCAGUUUGAAAGGGUAAGUGUGGUAACAGGAUAGUUUAAUUGGUACUGUAAAUGGAUUAGCAUAAUGCACAUGUCAAUAUUUGUUUGUGUCUGCUGAAUGAAUAAUAUGUGAUGACAUUGUAAUGUGUGUCAACCUCUUUGUUGAAAACCAGAUGUAUCCAUUUCCAUAAACCGUCGACAGCCUUGUCUUGAAAA
Molecule: messenger RNA, 4320 nt
Organism: Notolabrus celidotus (New Zealand spotty)
Lineage: Eukaryota; Metazoa; Chordata; Actinopteri; Labriformes; Labridae
Gene: zfyve19
Product: zinc finger, FYVE domain containing 19
Exons: 11
Coding region: 178-1467 (429 amino acids)
Biological process (GO): mitotic cytokinesis checkpoint signaling; abscission
Cellular component (GO): centrosome; cleavage furrow; midbody
Molecular function (GO): phosphatidylinositol-3-phosphate binding; metal ion binding
Source: RefSeq, a predicted model, not a curated record